This is a messenger RNA of Salvelinus namaycush (lake trout), 9082 nucleotides long. It is a transcript of the gene cenpf, whose product is annotated as centromere protein F. Gene Ontology annotation, biological process: mitotic cell cycle; regulation of G2/M transition of mitotic cell cycle; metaphase chromosome alignment. Gene Ontology annotation, cellular component: chromosome, centromeric region; spindle pole; nucleus. NCBI's taxonomy places the organism in Eukaryota, Metazoa, Chordata, Actinopteri, Salmoniformes, Salmonidae. Gene Ontology annotation, molecular function: microtubule binding; transcription factor binding; dynein complex binding. The record is from RefSeq and is a predicted model, not a curated record. The transcript is spliced from 20 exons.
AUGAGCUGGGUAGUGGAGGAGUGGAAGGAUGGUCUUUCAGGUAAAGCCCUGCAGAAGAUACAAGAGAUUGAGGGACAGCUGGACAAGCUGAAGAAGGAGAGGACUCAGAAACAGUUCCAGCUCGACUCACUGGAGGCUGCUCUACAAAAACAGAAACAAAAGGUUGACAGUGAGAAGAGCGAGGCGUCUGCCAUUAAGAGGGAGAACCAGGCCUUAGUAGAGUCAUGUGACGCCGUGGAGAAGGCCCGUCAGAAGGCGACCCACGACCUGGGGGUCAAAGUGCAACAGGUCAGCAACCUGGAGGGUCAGCUCAGCACCAGCAAGAAGACCAUAGAACGACUGGAGCAGGAACUCAGGAAAUAUAAGAAUGAAAAGGACCGUUCGCAGCCCUCUCACUCCUCUGAUCUACAGUCCUACAGCACUCCUCAGAAGACCUUUGCCACUCCUGCUGCGACUCCCAGCUACAGGCAGCAUGACUCCAGACUGGAGGACCUUCAGGAGAGAUACAACCAGGAGGUGGAAGAGAGGAAGAGACUGGAAGCCGAACUGAAAAUCACACAGGUCAAAGUGAGUUGAAAUCUGUUGAACCAGUCGUCCGUCAGUCAUAAGGACAUUGCCACCCGGCAACAAGCAGGCUCCUCCAUAUUCCCAUGGCAACAGCAGGACAAGGGCCGCCAGUCCCAGGGCACCAUUGAAACACCCCUGGCUAGGCGGGCAGGGGGCGGGACAUCCGCUGGCGGCUUCCUGUGGAACACAGAGGAUACACCAAUCAAAUCCAUCCAGCGAAUCAGCACAUCUGUAUCCCAGUUUGAUUCUGAUGGCUCCUCCCAGCAGAUGGAACAGCUGAGGAUGCUGAAUCAAGAGCUGAAGAGUAAAGUGUCUGAGCUGGAGCAGCGUCUGCAGUCACAGGAGAAGGACGCGAGGAUGCAGAGCGGCAGGCUCCAGGAGCUCCAAGGCCAGCUGGACCAGGCUAGGAGAGACCUGACCGACAGAGACAGGACCCUGGGCAAGAGCAUAGAUGAACUUAGCAAGGCUACCACUCAGCACGAACAAGCUGUCGCCAAGUGUGUGUCAAUGGAGCAGAAAUUGAAACAGGUCUCUGAGGAGAUGUCCUGCCAGAGGCACAACGCUGAGAGCUGCAGACGAGCUCUGGAACAGAAGGUCAAGGACCAGGAGAAGGAGAGCCAGAAGGAGCUGUCCCACCUCCAGAGCAGCCACCACGCCUUAGAGCAGCAGUUUAACCAGACCAAGACCAAGCUGAACCAGGAGAUACAGCAAGCCAAGAAAGACCACAACAUCCUGCAGGCUGAGAUGGACAAGGUGUCAUGCCAGAGGAGCCAGCUGGAGAGAGACCAGGAGGAGCAGAAACAGAAGCUGCUGAGGUCAGAACAGAGCCAACAGGCCAGCCAAAACAAGGAGCAGGACCUCAGGAAGAAAUUUGAGGAGCUGCAGAGAGAGAAGAACAUUGUGAGCGCCCAGCUGGACCAAGGUAGCAAGAGGCUGUCUCAGCUGGAGGAGGAGAGGAAGACCUCCGAGCAGAACCUCAAACGCACCCAGAGCAUGCUGGAUGACUUCAGAGCCAAAAAUGAAGCUCAGUCCGAAGAGCUGAAAGGACUUGUCACUAAACUUGAAAGCCAGACCAGAUCGUCAGCCCAAGAUCUAGAGAACCUAAAGAAAACGCUCGCAGACGCAGAGACCAAGAAUGACAAGACUCAGAGUGAACUGAAUACCCAAAAACAGGAAGUGGAACAGAUCACAAACAAACACAGAGCUCUGGAGAAGGAGAUCCAGGAACUGAAGACAACCCUGACCACCACUCAGAGCGAGUUUGUGCAGCUGAAGAAGGAGUACGAGACACUUCAGGGAUGGAAAACGGAGAAGGAGACGCUCGUUAACGAGACUGAGGCUGUGCAGCAAGGCUUUGUCGACAAAAUCACUGAGCUGGAGAAGAGUCUGGGCUCGUUGAACGACGAUAACAGAGGUCUAAAGGAGCAGCUGAAGACUCUGGAGGCUGAGAAGGCUUGUCUAUCGGGGCAGAUUGACUCUCUGAAGGGAGAACUCCUCAACAAGUGUACCGACCUGGAGGAGAAGGGCUGCAUGUACGAAGAGCUUCAGAAACAGCUGGUGGAGUCUGACCAGAAACACUCAAAAAACCUGGAAACCGUUGGGUUGCAGGUGACCCAGCUCGAGGGACAAGUGAAGGACAUGGAGUCCAGGCUGCAGGUGGAGACUGGCAGGGCGAAGCGGGCCGAAAUGUUUCACACUGAGCUCCAGGAGCAGUACCAGGCGGCCUGCGACCUGGCCCGGUCCAAAGAUGCUCUGGUAGAGUUAGGCCAGAGCGAAGCAGCCCAGCUCAGGGAGAGCCUGGCUCAGACCACGGCCCUACAGGAGGAACAGCUGGCCAGGUUUACCCAGGAGAAGACCGCCCUCCUGAAGGAGUGUGAGGAAAGCGUAGCAUUGAAGGCAGACGAGGCUGAGCAGGCCAAGCUGAGUCUGGUUAAGAUUCAGCAGGAGCUGCCGUUCCUCCAGGACCAGGUGUCUUCACUGGAGUCCAACCUGAAGAUCCAGAAAAUUUUGGGUGUUAAACUACAGGCCAAGUAUGACAACAUUGUCAAUACUAAAGAGGAUAUUGUGCAGAAGCUUUCCGAGGCAGAAAAGAGAGGGGAAAAUCUUCAGGGUGAAGUCAAUAGCCUCUCAGAGCAGGCGAAAACUGUUGGCUCUCUACAGGAGCGCUGUGAUAAUCUGACGGCUGCGGCACAGGAGUCCAUGAGCGCUCUGCAGAACAUGACCGAGACCCUGACCCAGACUGAGACAGAGCUGCAGAAACUGAGAGACGUAGUUGAGAAACUAGAGGCUCAGGUGAACGAAGCUGAGACCAAGGCCUCAGAUCUUGAGAGGGAAAAGGCAGAGAUGGCAGAGAAAGUAGAGAAAAUCCAGAGGGAAGCUGAAGAGGUUUCUGUGAAGUAUCAAAGCCUUCAGGACUCCCAGGAAGAGGAGAGGAAUGGUUUGCUGAAGCAGAUCUCUACAUUGAAGGACAGACUCGCUGAGAAUAAUACUGCUUCCACCCAGCUGUCUUCUGACCUGAAUAACUCCCUGGAAGCUCUGCAGAAGACCCACUCGGCUGCCGUGGAGCUCAACUCCAACCUGGAGAGCAGCCUGGUGGAGAAAACAAACCUAAUCUCUUCUCAGGAGAUGCAAGUCAAAGAGCUCUCAGAGAGACUCCGUAAGGAAGCCGAGAGCCAUGUCACAGAGCUGGAGACUUACCUCCAGAAACAAAGAGGCCUGAAGGAGCAGCUUGAGAUUGUAAAGAGCCAGCUGGAGAGUAAAAGCCAGGAGGCAGCCGAGGCUAAGGAGAAAUGGGAGAGGGCCUCAUUAGAACUGUCUAAGCUGAGAGAAGAUUUGUCUUCUGCCAGAAACGGUGUCGAUGAGAAAGACCGUAAGAUUAAGAGUCUGAAAGAGAGGUUGAACCAGGCUGAGUCUGAACAAGACAAAGCUACCGACGCCCUGAAAGAGAAGGUCAUCAGCAUGAACAAGAUCAAGGUCCAGCUGGAGAUGCUUCAGAUGGACCUGGAGGACAACGAGGCCUGCAUGAACACCUUUGACACCCAGAUAGAGGAGCUUAAAGGAACUGUGGAGGAACUCAGAGGAACCGUGGCCUCUCUGAACGGGAGACUGGAGGAGAGCGCAACGCAAAGGGGCACCUUGGAGACCGAGCUGGGCUCUGUCAAAGAGCAGCUGUCAGAGAAGAGCUGUGAAGUUACCCAGAUGACAGCAACUCUUGAAGACACUCGCCAGCAGAUGCAGGCUGCCUUGUCCACAGCAGGUUUAGUGGAAUCACUCCAGGCCACUGUUGAUGGGCUGAUGGAGACCCUGGAGGAGGAGGUUAGAAAACACGGCCAACUGGAGAUGGACAUCAUUCAGCUCACUGUGGAGAAGGAGCAGUUGACUGUGGAGAAGGAGCAGUUGACUGUGGAGAAGGAGCAGUUGACUGUGGAGAAGGAGCAGUUGACUGUGGAGAGGGAGCAGUUGACUGUGGAGAAGGAGCAGUUGACUGUGGAGAAGGAGCAGUUGACUGUGGCGAGGGAGCAGUUGACUGUGGCGAGGGAGCAGUUGACUGUGGAGAGGGAGCAGUUGACUGUGGAGAGGGAGCAGUUGACUGUGGAGAGGGAGCAGUUGACUGUGGAGAGGGAGGAGUUGACUGUGGAGAGGGAGCAGUUGACUGUGGAGAGGGAGCAGUUGACUGUGGAGAAGGAGCAGUUGACUGUGGAGAAGGAGCAGUUGACUGUGGAGAAGGAGCAGUUGACUGUGGCGAGGGAGCAGUUGACUGUGGCGAGGGAGCAGUUGACUGUGGCGAGGGAGCAGUUGACUGUGGCGAGGGAGCAGUUGACUGUGGAGAGGGAGCAGUUGACUGUGGAGAGGGAGCAGUUGACUGUGGAGAGGGAGCAGUUGACUGUGGAGAGGGAGCAGUUGACUGUGGAGAGGGAGCAGUUGACUGUGGAGAAGGAGCAGUUGACUGUGGAGAGGGAGCAGUUGACUGUGGAGAGGGAGCAGUUGACUGUGGAGAGGGAGCAGUUGACUGUGGAGAAGGAGCAACUUGAGGCUGACUUGCAGAGGCACAGUCUGAACGCUGGGGAUGAGAGGGAUGCGGUCAAACAGGAGAACGAGUGUCUCCAGCGUACGUUACAGAGCCUGGCGGAGAACUACGAGGCUGUUCAGUCUGCGUUUGAGAGAGCGACCCGGCAGAGCGAGGACGAGGCCAGAGAGAGGAUCGGAACGUUUGAGAGGGAACAAACCGAGCUCCAGCAGAGACUGAGCGGACUGCAGGGUGAACUAGCCCUGUUCAAGGAACACUAUGACAGCCUGAUGACUCAGGCAAGCCAGCAGCAGUCUCUCAUAGAGCAGCUUCAGACCAAGAGAGACCAGAAGGUCUCUACAGGAGAGGCGGACGGACCGACUUCCAGACAGACGUCAGGCUCCUUCUUCAACGUCAGCUUACCCGUAAAAGAAGAUACCGUGGAGAUGAAACCAACAGCUGAGCAAUCAGAUGACCUCCACAACUCUGAGGUACCUCUACAGGCAGGAAGUGACGGCAACGAUGAGCCAGCUGUAGAGUUCAGUGACUGCAUGGAUAAAGUCCCUGUAGAGCAGCAGAUAGCGCUCAGUGAAAGCCUAGAUAAUGAUGAUGUGACCCUCAGAGGUGAACAUCCAGCAGUCUCUGAAACUCCCCGUGACCAGGACCAGCUGGCCCUGAGCAGGGAGGCGCUCAGAAAGCUAGAGGAGGAGCUACAGACCCUCCACUCCCAGCUUGAUCUCGCUACCUCUGAGAUGACCCUCAGGAAGGAGCUGUGCUCUGAGUUGGAGGUCAAAGUUGAAGAGUUAGAGGGGAAGGUCCAACAGAUGGAGGAGGAGAGGUGUGGUGCCGCAGAGAAGAUUAGCGCUGCCAUAGUGGAGAGACGGACGCUAGGUGACCAGAUCUCAGAGUUGACAGAGGAGUCAGAGUCCCUGAGACUGGCCCUGCAGACCUCUAAAUGUCAGCUCUCUGAUGUCAUGGAGAUGCUGGAGACGCUGGAGCUGGCCAAAGGUGGUUGGAGCGAGAGGUUCUUCCAGGUGGAAAGCGAACUGAAGAGGGUUCGUUCUGAGAAGGCCAAUCUGGAGAAACACAUCCUCUCCAUGGAGGCUGAUUUGGAGUGCCUGACAGAGCAGAAAGUCACGCUGGAGAGGGAGAUGGAGGCUAGCCGCAAAGCUAAAUGUGACCUGGCCCAGCAGCUUGCCACCCUCACCUCAGAGAACGGACAACUCAGACAGGAGCUAGUGUCCUGCAGCGAGGAUAGAGAUGAGCUGGAACAGUCAGUGGCACAGUGGAAGGAUAAGGCAGAGAGUCUGGAGAAGACAAACGUGGAUACUAGAGAGGUUAUUAAGAUCUUAGAGGAAGAUAUCAGAAAUGGGAAGAGGGAAUCUGAUGUGACGUCCGCUAACCUGGAGAGUCUGCAGAAGGAGAGAGGUCAGCUGGUGCUGCAGUGUCAGACGCUAGAGAAGACCAUCACCCUGCAGAGCGGGGAGAAGGACAACCUGAUUAACCAACUGAACAGCUUCAAAGAUAACCAGAGCUCUGCGAGCAGAGACACUGAGUCCAUGGCCUCUAAGAUCCAGUCUCUGGAAGGGGAGAUAUCUAGACUAGCCCAGUCUCUGGAGUCUUCUCUGCUAGAGAAAGGAGAGAUAGCCUCACGCCUCAACUCAACCCAGGAGGAGGUGGCCCAAAUGAGGUCGGGCAUCGAGAGGCUCCAGGUCCGCAUAGAGUCCGACGAGAGAAAGAAAAAACACAUGAGCGAACUGCUGAAGGCUGCCCGGAGGAAAGCUGAUGCUCUUCAGGACCAGAUAGACAAACAGGAGAGGGAGAGGGAAGACGCUGACCAAAACCUAGAGGAGGCUGUGCUUCAGGCUGAGACGGCCAUGGCCCAACUGGAAGAGUUGGAGGAAGAGAAGAAGGAACUGGCCAGGAAGAUUGAGGAGAUGACCGCCAAACUGGACAGCCUGAGAAAUGAGAAGGAGAGGCUUGAGAGAGCGCUCUCCCUGAAGAACGCAGAGAUUGAGGAGCUGAAGGCAGCAAACCGAGCUGCCACUGAGGAACUGGAGAGAGGGAUGAGAGAGGCGGAGGACAAACAGAGGGCAAUGGUGGAAGAGUUACAGGCCCAGCUUGGCUCUGUGAGCUCUGAGCUGCAGAAAUGCAGAGAAGACCUGGGGGGAGAGAAGGAGAGAAGGCGGUCUCUAACGGAGGAAUGGGAGAAAGAGUGCGAGAGGCUGCAGUACUUAGUAGGUGAAUGGAAGACUGAGGGGGAGAGGCUGAAGAAAGAGGUGGAUCGACUGCAGGCUUUGGAGGUCGAGCGGCAGAAGGAGAGAGAGUUGCUGACUCUGAGACUGCAGGAGGACCUGGAGGCACAGCAGAACGAGAUGGGGGACAUCAGAGAGAACAACAACACCCUGCAGCAAGAGAUGGAGAAGCUGCAGGCGCUACUGUCGGAGUGGGAGCAGAAAGAACAGGCUCAGUCUGCAGAGAGACUAGAACUACAGCAGCAGGCAGAAAGCUACAAGUUAUCCCUGGAGGAGGUUACCUCAGAGAAGGAGGUGCUGAAGGCACAGCAGGAGGAGGAGGUGGCAGCCCUUAGGGGUGAGCUGACCUCGGAGCAGGAGGUGCUGAGGGGACAGUUGGCUGCAGCGGAGGAGGAGGUCAGAGGUCAUCUGUCAGAGCUGAGCAGCCUGAGAACCAGAAUGGAGGAGCUCAGCACUACCAUCACACAGCAGGACAGCAGCAAACAGGUGUCUGAGCUGAGCUCCAGAGUGGCCCGUCUGUCUAAGGAGAGGGACUCAGCCCUCAGUAAGGUUAACCUGUGGAUGAACUCCUGUAAACAGCUGGAGAAGGAGAGGGAGGCUCUUGUACUGGAGACCCAGCAACUACAGGCCAGCCAGACACCAGCUAGUGAAGAGAGCAGUGAUGAGGCACAGAAGAGGAGCAUUGAGGAGGUGCAGACUGAACUCAAAGAGUUGAAGAAAGCUCUAGAGGAGAGGAGUGAGGAGGCACAGGUGCUCAGCAAGACUCUAGCAGAGAGAAGCAGGGAGUUGGGGGUGCAGAAGAGGAGCAGUGAGGCUGAACUGGAGGAGCUUACUGCAGCCUUGGAGGAGAGGAGCAGGGAGGCGGACGAGAGCAUGGAUAAAUACUGCAGCCUGAUGGUCCGUGUCCACAAGCUGGAGGAGACCAACGACACGCUGGAAACACGUCUGGAGCGCUUUGUCACGCAAACCACUAGCAGCACGGCUAACAAUGCUAGCAGCACGGCUAACAAUGCUAGCAACACGGCUAACAAUGCUAGCAACAACACACCCAGGAGAAAGUCAGGCAGGAGGUCAGCCGCCAGGGUACAGGAACCACUCAUACCGUCGUGUCCCGCAAAGAUGGACUCUGAGAACACGGUGCCUGCUGGUCAGGGUCAGGGUUCGUUGGGGAAGAGGGGUUGUGGUGCGCUAGCAGCUAGCGACAACAGCAACACUCCAUUUAAAGCACAGGAGGCCCUGCUGAACACUGCCAAGAGGAUCAAAGCAACAGCAACCACGCCCAAACCAGGAAGUAGACAGGAAGAGGAGGAGUUUAGGCCAGAGGGACUUCCUGAGCUGGUGCAGAGAGGGUUUGCUGAUAUCCCUCUAGGAGAGGCCAGUCCCUUCAUCAUGAGGAGAACCGCAGUGCAGCGAUGUAGCCCUCGUCUGGCCGCCGCACGACACACUGCCACCACCCCCUCUGUAACCCCCCAACACAAGGUGCUGGAGUCCCUGUCCCUUCAGAGCCCUGUCGGCAUGGCAACUCUGUCUGACAGCCCUGGUGGGAAAGGCCUGUGUGUUAGUCCCGCCCCCAGUGGCGAGGAGAGGCGUGGCCGUCGGUCCCUGAGCACACGGAAGACUCCGGAACAGAGGGAGAAACGCAAAGAGGCCAUGAUGACAUCAUCACGCCAAGAGGAGAACUGCCAAGUGCAGUAACAUAGCAACUAACUAACCUGUACAGUCAUUACCAGCAGUAGAUGCCAGUAACACCUCAGCCCAAACCAAUGCGAUGACAGAAUACUGAUGUCAGAAUGUCUGAAAUAGCAGACCUGUAAGCUGCAUUACUAAUGUCAUUUAUCUGCUGUCUGUGGUACAGUAGUACAGAUGGAAUGUGAUUCUCCAAUGUGAGCUGUAGAUAUUAAAUGUUUCUGUGUUUUGUUCUGAACCUGUUUUAUACUUUCUAUUCCUCCUGAUUUACUACUGCUGUUAAUAGCACAACAAUAAAAAAUAAAAAGCUUUUAUAGGGCUGGUUUUCCAGACCCAAAUGAAUCCUACUGGACUAGAAAGCAUGCCUCGAUGGAGAAUCUCCAUGCCAUUGGAACUUAAUGUGUGUCUGUGGAAACUAGCCCAUAAAGUCGUAUAGGAUAAACUCCAAUACCUAGUUCUGUAGCGUUACGGGUCUUUUCUGUGUCAAUAACUAAUAAUUCCACUUCACUCCAGCUCAUUGGUUGUUCAUAAUGAUAUAACUGCUGUUUUACUAAACUUUGUAAUCACA